Molecule: messenger RNA, 2457 nt
Organism: Fusarium vanettenii 77-13-4
Lineage: Eukaryota; Fungi; Ascomycota; Sordariomycetes; Hypocreales; Nectriaceae
Exons: 3
Coding region: 1-2457 (818 amino acids)
Molecular function (GO): ATP hydrolysis activity; ATP binding
Source: RefSeq, a predicted model, not a curated record
AUGAACCGUAUGGAUGGAGACGACGGAGACUAUGUCAUUGAAGUCCUCGUCGCCAAGGCCGACUGGCAUGAGGACGUCAAAGCCGAGACGAAGAAAAGACUUCAACGCAGCUGCCCUGAACACAGCGACAAGACCAAAGGCAUCUCUGGAGCGCAGCUGAAGCUAUCCAGAGGUUCUAAAUCACCACAGGAGGGGCGCGUCCAGAGGAUCCGGAUUCGAUCAGAGACGAUCCUUCGUGCUCUAGGAUCUCUAUCCGAGUGUGAGAAGAUAGAAACCGAACCAACGCUGGAGUUUUGCCGCCCCUUUCGGAUUCUUGAAGAUUUACACGGCGACAUGAAAAGAAAGUUGGUCGAGAUGGAGGAUGCACAGAAACCCGAAGGCAAUUCACCUAGCACGGCCGAUGAGGCCGACAGAAAGUCGGACAGAUCAACCGAGACUGCUUUGGAACACAUGCGAUGCUACGUCGACUUCGUGGAGCAGGUGGUACUACCUAUCCGCAGCCAGUUCCAAAACCAGGACAAGAAAGCACAUCGCCGUGUCAGGUACGAAGAAAUCCCAUAUCUCUUCCGCCCUGGGUCACUGGCCUUCCUACCUCUCGCCCAGUCGGGCCAAACUCUUCACCGAUCUGCUGCGCAACAGGUGUGGAGGAUGGCCUCAUGCAUUGUAUCGGACCAUUCUAUCGCGUUCGACGAAGCGAAAGGAUAUUUUCGCGAAAAUGCCGGUCAGACAUCGUGGGGUAUGUAUUGUCUCGACUUUGACGGCGAGAAGCUGUUGCCAGUUUGGACCAAUAUCGAGUUCGAUUUCUUCAAUGGCGAGCGAGAUAUUACGUCCCUCAAGUGCUACCCUCUGGAAUUCCACCCAAACUAUGCUGCACUCCUCGAGGAACAAAAAAGAUUGGGACGAACCUUCAAGUCGUGCAUUGCAGAGAGUGUGAGGCAUCUCUACUACUCAGGGUGGACUUUCAUCGCAGGCAUUCGGGCAGAACCCUUGGUGGACGACAAGGGAGAACCCGUCAACUAUCCUGAGUACAUCGAAAGUGAAGUUGUUAUUGACUUCAAGGAGACUCUUCGGAACUGCCCUAAAUGGGAGACCAGCGUCGUCGAAUGCAACUCACGUAGUACAUGGUGGGAAACGGAGUACGCUGAAAUAGAACUCUUGGUCUGGGAAGAGUAUCCCAAUGGUUUGGGUGGUUUCAGGCGCUCCAGAUCCUAUGACUUCCCCAUUCUUUCCCGAGAGGACACGUUAUACAGCCGAGAAGCAAAGGAAUGGGCUGCUAAUGAUAAAUUCAUUGCCAGGGAGGGCGCUAUCGCUAUCAAAGACGAUGAGUGGACAGAUGAAGACCUGGCUCUUCUACCAAAGCGGCUAUUCGGCUAUGUCUUGAGGGAGAGAAGGUUCGCCCGCCUCGAAGUCCAAGGCAUCAACUUGAAUUCGCAACAGAGCCGUAUCACACUGCAGGAUAUUCAGAUGCCCGAGCCCCGCAGAACGAUGAUCAGGUCGGCAGUCUCGGCUCAUUUCAAGGCACGGCAGAAAGAGAAGCAGGGAGUGUCAACCAUUCAGCUCGACGUUGUCCAGGGAAAGGGGAAGGGGCUCGUGAUUCUUCUUCAUGGAGCUCCCGGCGUUGGUAAAACGGCCACGGCCGAGGCGGUCGCAAUUGAGAACGGCAAGCCGCUUUUCCCCAUCACCUGUGGCGACCUGGGAUUCUCGCCCAGCGCAGUCGACAAGUCUCUACGAGACACAUUCCGUUAUGCCCACUUAUGGGACUGUAUUUUGCUCCUUGAUGAGGCCGACGUCUUCCUCACGCAGCGAGAUCGGAACAGUGGCAACUUGGAGCGCAACGCCCUCGUAGGAGUGUUUCUCAGAGUCUUGGAGUACUAUAGUGGAAUCCUCUUCCUCACCACAAACCGAGUGGGAGCCCUUGACGAAGCCUUCCGCUCGCGCGUGCACUUGAGCCUCUGCUAUCCGCAUCUAAGCCUGGACGACACCCUCGCGAUUCUCCAAUCCAACUUGAAUCAUCUACCCAGGAUUGAGCAUGCAACGGACAAGUCUUCCAAUAACGGAUACAUCGGGGUUCUAGACGAACCCAUCAGGAAGUUCGUGGAGGACGAAUAUAGAAAAUACUCGAGGGCGAACAAAAAGAAAAAGGGACCCUGGAACGGGCGCCAGAUCCGCAACGCGGUGCAGAUUGCCGCUGGCCUCGCCUUGUACGACAAAGAGACGUCAGGCAAAGACAACGGCCUGCCAGCCAUCCUGACCGCCGAACACUUCCGAUCUGUAGCGGAAACGACAUCGGAAUUUGAGGCCUACUUGAAGUCCGCCAAAAAGGGCGAUGAGACAUUUCAAGCCAGAGUGCGUGGGGAUCGAGACGAUGACUUUCAGGAGGAGGAGGCUGAGGAGUACGCCCGCUAUCGGGCCAUUCUGAUGCUGAACCAUUUGGAGGGCAACCGAGGCCAAAAUUGA